Molecule: messenger RNA, 648 nt
Organism: Racocetra persica
Lineage: Eukaryota; Fungi; Glomeromycota; Glomeromycetes; Diversisporales; Gigasporaceae
Source: the annotation of a GenBank genome assembly
AUGCGUGAUGAUGUUGAAUUCGCUAAAAUUAACGAUAAUAAUACAGUUACAACUUUUAUCAAUAAUAACCAAGGUAGUGAAUCUAUCGAUAAUCAAGGUAGUGAAUCUAUUGAUGAUGAUGAUCAAAGUAGUGAAUCUAUUGAUGAUGAUCAAGAUUCAAUAAAUAAAUGUUCUUUAUGUAGCCAGAAUUUUUUGGUACCACUUCCUGCACAUUUACAACAAUUACAAACAUUAAAUAUUGUAGAUCAAUUUGAAAUUUGUCAGUUUCAUACUGCAGAAGCUACUAUCGUUCCAGAUGGACUUAGCAAAAAUUAUCCUAAAGUUAUUGACUUCAAACAACUACCUGAACGUGUCAAGAACUUAUAUCCAGAAUUGUGGAUGAUCAUUACUAAAAAAGCAGAAAGUAUAUUCAGAAACACUGCGAUAGAAAAUCAAGCUGCCAGAAUACCACUCAUAGAAAAAUUUGAAAAAUUUCAAUCAGGUUAUUAUGGUUUUAAAGGAAUGCACAUUAUUCUUAGAACUCUUGGAACUUUUUUUAUUGAAUCCAAAAAAUUGUCUUCAAAUAUGAUAUAUCCUUUAAGUCCUAUGGAGUAUCUUGUGGAAGUGCUUGUCCCUGAAACUGCCAUUAGAUUAAUUGCUCGAGAUUGA